This is a messenger RNA of Sinocyclocheilus rhinocerous, 6111 nucleotides long. It is a transcript of the gene arhgap21b, whose product is annotated as Rho GTPase activating protein 21b. The transcript is spliced from 25 exons. Bases 291 to 5678 code for a protein of 1795 amino acids. Gene Ontology annotation, molecular function: phospholipid binding; protein binding. NCBI's taxonomy places the organism in Eukaryota, Metazoa, Chordata, Actinopteri, Cypriniformes, Cyprinidae. Gene Ontology annotation, biological process: signal transduction. The record is from RefSeq and is a predicted model, not a curated record.
UCCUGCGAGUGCCGUACGCGCGUGUGCGUCGAGUCGGACCGGGGAAUAGGAAAACUUUCGUGCUGUUUUUAUCCAUCAAAAACCCUCGGAUUGAGGACAAGACACGGACCUAUCCUGUCGCUUAAUGGGUGUUUUGGUGCGCAAUGGACGUUUUCAGCGUUACAUCAGCGCUUUAUUCCCAACAGGGUCUUUUACCCAAACAUGUGGAAAACCAAAUCCAGUUGGAUGUUGAAGUGUGAUCUUGGAGCUGAUUUGAGGAGAUUUCUCUAGAUGUGGGCUGCAGUGGUGAAAUGAUGGCGACACAUUGGAGGAAUUCAGGCGAUGAGGAGGAGCUGGAUUAUGCCGGCGCAUCUCCGCACUGCGAGGAUGUGGUGGAUCAGGAUGAUUAUUCAGGAGUGCUCUUUCAGCUGGAGGAAGAGCCAUUUUCCUGGCCAGGCCCUAAGAUGCUUCGUCUGCGUCGCACUUCACAAGGCUUCGGCUUCACUCUGCGUCACUUCAUUGUGUACCCACCGGAGUCUGCGGUGAACUCCAAUGUUAAGGAUGAAGACCACGUUCGUAGAGGGAGACCGCGGAACAGACUGGAGCCCAUGGACACUAUCUUUGUGAAGCAGGUCAAAGAGGGAGGGCCUGCUCACAGCGCCGGACUCUGCACUGGGGACAGGAUAGUGAAAGUGAACGGCGAGAGCAUCAUUGGGAAGACAUACUCGCAGGUCAUAGGGCUCAUCCAGAACAGUCAUACAUUUUUGGAGUUGUGUGUGAUGCCAAAAGAUGAAGAUAUACUACAACUGGCCUAUUCCCAAGAUGCCUACCUUAAGGGUCAUGAUGCAUAUAGUGGAAAUGCACGCCAUAUACCGGAGCCACCCCCUACAUGUUACCUUCGAGUAGACUGUAAGCCCCCGGCGAUGGCCCAGACCACUGAGACAUCAGCCCCGGGGGUUGUACCAUCUGAUCUAGGAUACCGUGUGGAGAUACCAGUACCUCCCUCCCCUCCACCACCCAUUCCAAAGACACAGACUGCAGUGUGUGUGUGCAAUGAAAGUGUUCGGACGGUGGUGGUACCUCCUGAUGUACACAUGGGCCGUAUGGUUCCGAGUCAUAGGGUCGACUAUGGUCUAGUAGGCCCAGAUCCAAUGCUGAUCAGAGCCAGGCCUGGUACAGUGUCUGGUGGUCGCCCGCCAUACCUCCACCCUCGCAAAGCUGACAUGUUCCCUUCAGGUUACCAUGGUGAUCCUUAUGCCAUUCCACCUACACACUAUGCGCCUGCUUCCUCCAUUACCUCCCAUGCUACCCACCAGAACAUUGACUGGCGGACUUACCAGACAUACCGUGAAUAUAUUGAUAAUAAAGGUCUUCACACUCACAGUCGGACUAUUCAAGAGCGUUUAGACAGCUUGCGAGCUGCUUCCCAAAGUGUACACAUUGGCCCCCACUGUGGACCCCAACCUGGCUGGGGCAAUAAGUUACGCCGCAGAAGCACAUCUCAUGACCGGGCUUACCAGGGCCCUUCUGUGCUUCCUCCACGCAGCACUUCGCAGGAUAGGAUGAGUGGGGCAGAGAGAGCAGCCCUCACCAGGGACUGGCCUCCUCGUAGUGUGUCCUCUGACGGCCUCAUGCGGAAGCCACGUGUUCAUUCGUCAGACUAUGUGGAACAUAGUGAACUAGUUUCUCCUGCACCAUGGGCUUCUGUGGAUAGGCAGCUGUAUGGUAGAGUAGACCAGAGGAGUCGUCCUAGUAGACAGUCUCUCCCACCUCGGGUGGUCCUUUAUCGUCCCCCAAAAGGGUAUGGUAUGGUGGGUGUCAGGGGUGUUGCUGGCUCCCAUAUGCACAGCUCCAGAACAGACAUCCCACCCACCGCUGGUUUUCCAGAGCGACCUCGCAAUGGACUAAACCAGGCCAAAGAGCCUCCUUCCAAAGACCAAAGUGGAACUGCUGUUGGAAAUCGUAUUUCUCAUUCGUCAUCGAACCAAUCAAGAACUAGGGCUGAAACCAUGCAGAGCUCAGAAACUGGGAAUGAAAAUCCAGUCGGAUAUAGGUCAGCAUCUUACUCUGCUCCGCCUCCACAGAGGCCACAGUGUGGGGCAUCAGCUCAGAGGACACACCCACGGGAUGUCAAGGGCCUACCAGUAAACGGGUCCAGUCCUGUGGAGGGUGUAGUUCUCAGAGAGAAGCCCCCAACAGGGAAGGGGACUCCACAACCUCUCCGCCAUCCCUCGUACAUCCUUGCGGUGAAUGACACUGAUGGAUCCGAGCCGGCAGGGGGUGGUGUCUGCUGGUUGCCCAAUGAUGCACGCCGGGAGAUGCACAUGCGGAGACUGGGGGAGCGGCUUGACUCCUCCUUCUGCUCCAGUAAUCUGGACGAAUCACUUGACUCCAUUCCCUUCAUCGAUGAGCCAGCCAGCCCUAGUGUAGACCAUGAUGGCAGCCAUAUUCCUGCAUCGGCUGUGAUCUCUGGAGCUCAGGCUGUAAUCUCUGACAGCCCCAGCCCUACAACCCCCAGCCCCCUCAUGCGCCGGCAACUGUCUCAUGACCAAGAGUCUCUCAGAAAUGCCAUUCUGGAAUCGGGAACCAAAACGGAGCGCUCAAAAUCAUACGAUGAAGGCCUGGACAACUACCGGGAGGAAGGCCGUGGACGAUCCAGCAAACCGAGUCUAAGGGUUUUCAAGAAGGCAUUGGAUGGCCAUAAGUCUGAUGACUCCAGCUCUAGAAGAGACUCCUCCACUGAGAUCUUCAGUGACUCCACUAAGGAGGGUUGGCUGCAUUUCCGACAGCUCAACACGGAGAAGGGCAAGCGAGUAGGAGGCGGUAUGCGGCCGUGGAAACAGAUGUACGCAGUGCUGCGGGGACACUCCCUCUACCUCUAUAAGGACAAAAAGGAGGGGCUUGCUCACGUCAACUCGCAACUGGAGGACGAGCCUCAAUCAAUCAGCAUCAAGGCCUGCUUGAUUGACAUCUCUUAUAGUGACACAAAGCGCAAGAAUGUCCUGCGGCUAACGACUUCAGACUGUGAGUAUCUGUUUCAGGCAGAGGGCCGAGAAGACAUGCUGUCCUGGAUAAGAGUCAUUCAAGAAAACAGCAACCUGGACGAGGAGAACGCUGCCGUAACCAGUACUGAUUUGAUCAACAGAAAGCUCAAGGAGUAUAUAUCCAUGAGUGCACCCAGCAGUAAGACAGAGCCAUCACCCAAAACCUCACGGCAGUCCCUCAGCAUUAGACACACCCUGCUGGGCAGCAGCAGUAAGAGUCAGAGCCUCUACUCGCCCAGAAACGAACAGGAGAGGAGUAAAGAUGACUCCAGUCCUCCGAGAGAUAAAGCCGCUUGGAGGAGAGGAAUUCCAGGACUGAAGAAGAAGCCUCAAGAUAAGAGGCCCACUGCUGGCGUCAUGUUUGGAGUACGACUGGAUAAUUGCCCUCCUGCACAAACAAACGGAUUUGUUCCUUUGAUCGUGGAGGUGUGUUGUAAGUUGGUGGAGGAGAGAGGGUUGGAGUACACAGGCAUUUAUAGAGUCCCUGGAAACAACGCUGCCAUCUCGAGCAUGCAGGAGGAACUAGACAGUAAAGGCAUGACAGACAUUGAUAUCCAGGAUGAUAAGUGGCGAGACCUCAAUGUGAUCAGCAGUUUGCUUAAGUCCUUCUUCAGGAAACUUCCUGAGCCUCUCUUUACUAAUGAUAAAUAUUCCAACUUUAUUGACGCCAAUCGAAUGGAGGACCCUGUUGAGAGGUUAAAAACACUGAAGAGACUGAUUCAUGAGUUACCAGACCAUCAUUAUGAAACGCUCAAGUUCCUCUCUGCACAUCUCAAAACUGUCUCUGAAAACUGUGAGAAAAACAAGAUGGAGCCACGUAACUUGGCCAUUGUGUUUGGCCCAACUCUUGUCAGAACCUCUGAAGACAACAUGACGCACAUGGUCACGCACAUGCCUGACCAGUACAAGAUCGUUGAGACUCUCAUUCAGCAAUGUGAUUGGUUCUUCACAGAAGAUGGAGAUGAAGAGCCAACGACCACCGUGGAGCAAGAGAGCACAGUUCAGUCUCAGCCUGUGCCCAACAUUGACCAUCUGCUGACCAACAUUGGCCGCACUGCUUCGUCACCGGGAGACGUCUCAGAUUCAACCACCAGUGACUCUGCUAAAUCAAAGCAGGGUUCCUGGGGAUCUGGUAAGGACCAAUAUAGUAGAGAGCUGCUGCGUACUUCCAUCUUUGCUAGCCGCAAACGCAAAAAGCCUAAGGACAAGCCUCAGCCGAGCAGCUCUGAUGACGACCUGGAUGCUAGUUUCUCUAAGAAAGAUCUUCCAGUGCAAAAUGAUCCAAAUUGGCCUGCUGAUGACCAAACUGAGGAUGCUGAGAGUGAAGUUGGACUUGAUGACCAAAUAGUAGGGACAGAGGAUGAUGAGCAGAGCCCAGGAGACAGCCUUGACCUAACCUCUGAAAACAAGCAGCUCAUUUCUGAACAUCUGCCCCAGGAGACUUGUUCUUCACCUAAGAUCAUUGCAUCGCCCAAACCUAGUUAUCACAUGACUCGCCAGAGUUCCCUGUCCGAUCCUCCCUCCAACUACGACGACGGAUGUGUCUCGGAUCUGGGCACGCUUAACAGCACCAGUUCACAGGCCUCAGUACCCAGGAUGAGGCACGGGAGGACACCAGGCCACUGGAUGGAGAAUACAGGAAUGGGCCCAGGAGCAGAGGUCUGCUCUAUCACAUCAGAUUACUCCACCACCUCCUCCAUGACCUUCCACACAGGGGUGGAGUCCAUCGCCCUCAGUCCAGAGGUGCAAUCUGUCGCAGAAAGCCGCGGGGAUGAUGCUGACGAUGAAAGAAGCGAGCUCAUUAGUGAGGGGAGGCCCAUGGAGACUGACAGUGAGAGCGAUUUAUCGGUCUUUGCCGGUGGCCGAGAUAGCGGGCCAACUGAAGAUAGCAAACAGCUGGAGGGCAGCGUCACACCUUUGCAAGAUGUACCCAACCUAAUCCCCUCCCAUCGAAUCAUCGCGUGCGACACCCUGGCACGCAAGAGAGGGAGUCGGCAGAAGACAGACAGUGAGUCUUCAGCAGACGGGAACCGCAGCGACAAGGAGUCUAGUCGACUCUCGCGAGUGUUAGAGGCAGUCAAAGGCCGCUCCACCGGCAGUCUGAGCUCUUCCUCUCGCAGCGAAUCAGAGCGAGCCGAACCCAUGUGGCGAAUCAAAAUCACAGACCGGUUAAAGUGUCGACUGAGGACGUCAGCAGAUGACAUGUUCGGGGUGGGUUCCCAGUGCACCAGGUCACCCGAGACUCGAAGUAAACGGAAAAGCAAUAUCCGCCGCAGGCACACCAUGGGAGGUCAGCGGGACUUUGCGGAGUUGUCGGUAAUUGGGGACUGGCAAAGAGUCGAGGGCAAUGAGCUCUCAGCUAUGGAUCGCUUAAAGCCCAAGUGUAGUUCGCAGGACUUCUCCAUCAGAGACUGGAUCGCUCGAGAGCGACACCGAGCCAGCAACCCUGAAGUUAGUCUGGACUUACUGGACCUGCACCCUUCCCGAUCACGGGACCUGUUAUUCGCUGGGUCCUCGCACUCCCACUUGGGUCAGCUCCUUAAUGGAGAUGUAGCGGCCGCUCAGAGCAAGAGCCUAAGCCUGGCUGCAGAUGCCCACCCUCACAAACUCUCUGGUGCUCAAGUGGUCCGUUCCCGUUUCUAUCAGUACCUGUGAAAGUGUGUGUGAGUGAACACUCAUGUAUAUGAGUACACUAUUUGAGUGUCUAAGUAUUGGCAUGUUUUAAGGUACUUGAGUGAUGCUUGUAAGCCAUGUUGGCAUCAACGAGUCGAUAUCAUGAGCGAGAAUGUGUGUGUGUGAUGUGAGAUCGAGAGAAAGAGUAUAUGAAAUUGCUAUCGAGCGUUCUCAGAGAGUUGCAAGAAAUGUUUUUAAAACGUCCUGUGAUAUUUCCUUCUGUGAAUGAAAUUAUGUACCGAUCCAAUGUUGUACAGUGAACAGAGGCCCUCUCACUGUUGGCUGAAGUGCAGUAUUGCUGGAAAACUGGGAGAGCUCGAAUUCCAGCGAAUAUGGAUUUUAGAUUCGAGACGUCACACAAUGGAGCAGUUGUAGUUGGCUUGGAAGAUAAAGGCAAGUAACCGAGAAAUAGGCU